AUGGUUCGUGCCAAGCAAAACUCAACCUACGUCUGUCGUAAAACUGCCAGUAUUGAAGAAAAGAAGAAACGUAAAUAUCGAUAUCGUCCAGGAACUCUUGCUUUGAGUGAAAUUCGUCGUUACCAAAAAAGCACCGAGCUUUUGAUUAGAAGAUUACCGUUUCAACGUCUGGUACGCGAGAUAGCUCGAGAUUUCAAAUCUGACUUGCGUUUUCAAAGUGCAGCAAUUGGAGCUUUGCAAGAAGCGAGUGAAAUGUACCUGGUCGGUUUGUUCGAAGAUACAAUUUUAUGUGCAAUUCAUGCUAAACGUGUGACGAUUAUGCCGCGUGAUUUGCAAUUAGCUAGACGAAUGAGAGGUGAUAAGAAUUGA
This is a messenger RNA of Planococcus citri (citrus mealybug), 369 nucleotides long. RefSeq lists its product as uncharacterized. The transcript has a single exon. NCBI's taxonomy places the organism in Eukaryota, Metazoa, Arthropoda, Insecta, Hemiptera, Pseudococcidae. The record is from RefSeq and is a predicted model, not a curated record. Gene Ontology annotation, cellular component: nucleosome; nucleus. Gene Ontology annotation, molecular function: protein heterodimerization activity; structural constituent of chromatin; DNA binding. Bases 1 to 369 code for a protein of 122 amino acids.